AUGCCGUCCCUUGUUCCAAUUACCACAAGUUCCAGGACUAUUGUACCGUUGAAUAGUUCCACCCAGAGUGCGCUGCAGUUUGGAUUUGGCCAAUACCAGAGUAUAGGAGCCAACUAUGGGUUGUACGGGAGUUAUGCACAACCACAAGCAAUUGGAACUAAUCAUCGUGGUAUAAGCGAGAAGCUGAGAAUUAUCAUGGCAUUGAAAUCCCAAAUACUCUCAGAGGUUGAUUGGGCGUUACAAAGUUUGGCUAGAAAUUCUAUCCAGCCUUAUUUACAAUUUGAAGAGGAUAAUUUUAUAGCCCAAGAGUUGAUUCAAUAUCUAUACAAACCAUAUCAGUUAGUGCACGACAAGAAGUACUGUUCAGUGAAUCAAAGCACGCUUACUCAUAGCUUGGAUGCUCUCUUGACUUUGCGUAACUCCGCUCAGGAUUUGAGCAACCAGCAAUGGUUGUCACAAAUUACCGGGUUCAAGAAGCAGUUGAUUGACAUUUUAAAGUUUUUGUCGGGGUGGUUUUUCCAGCCUGCAAAGAAAAUAGAUGAAUUAGUAGGUUUCGAAGACCAAUUUUCGGAAACUCUAGCAUACAUAAUUGACUUAUUGGAGCCAUUGACAUGUUACUACAUCAACAACUCAAAACAUGAUGUUCUCUUCACCACUUUACUUCAAAUUUUAUGUGUCACGGAUGAUAAGAAUUUGUUCAUAAACACUCUCAAGUGUGUUUCCCACUUACUUAUAACAUGGCACAAAAACUCCAAAGGGUCGGAUGAAGAUGAUGAAAACAGUGACGACAACGACACUGGCAACAACCAGGCACUAGAUCAAGAGGAAGAUGACACCAAAAUUACCAAUAACUGCGUGGAUGCUCUUACUGAUCUGCAGUUAGAGCACAUAAUCAACACGUUGUUGGUUGGCGAUAACGAUUUAAACAAUGCAGUUUUGGACUUUUUGAAAAUGUAUCUAUUUUCUGAAGCUUUGCACAAUGAUCAUCCAAAUUCAGUAAAAGAUUCGCAACGAUUCAGGUUGAGGCACUUAUUGCAGCUAUCUACUACAAGAGCAAACUACGAAACGUUGGUCAAACAGCUCCCGUUACUUCUUGUGUCAAAUCUUCCGUUACUGGAACCAGUGAAGCCGCAACCAGUGCCUAACACGAUUCUCACUAGACGUACCCAGCAUUCAAAUGCGCCCCUUGCGGCGCCAGAGUUGACCAAGGACUUAUACAGGAUUAUGCUUCAAUUCCCUGAACCAGCGAGGGCAACCACCUGGUUACAUUGUUGCUACGAGCCAACAACGAGUGAAGAGGUUGAGGUUACUCAAAUUUCAAUUUGGAAGUCAUAUGAAACACAGUUUCAGGAAAUUUGGAAAGUGGAUGGAAGAGACCGCAGUCCUAAUUUGCAUCCGUUAUUACCUGCUGUUGACUUUAUAAAGAAUGUGACAAAAGCGUUCCCCAAUGCUGAGGCCAAAGUUUUAACCAUCCGUGUUGAUGGAGAAGAGCAGCCCAAAAAGAAAUUCAUCAUUCAAGGAAUUCAACCGAGACAAUUCCCCGUUAGUAUCGAGACUGGAAAUUACGAAGCAUUAAGAUCUAUUUCAGAAAUUUCUCACCAGGAACAAUUGACUACUUUAUCGAUUGGCCAUUUUGAUUCUAGAAGAUUCCAAAAUUUUGUUGCAUCUGAACUGGAGUUGAUAUUGAGUGAAGAUAACAGAGUAUUCCCGUCACACUUGAACUCUAUCAAUGAGUCUAGCCGUGAGAUUUUGGAAUAUAUAAUUCGCGAGGUUUUGGACAAGGAGCAUGAUCUCGAUCAUGUAGCUUCUAAUAUUUUCAGGCUCCACAAUAGCUAUUGGUUACCUGACUUGGUAUAUGCUAACCCGUCUUUAGUUGAAUCGGGGAUUGUCAAUAUCGAAUGGCUACUGUAUCUUUUAUAG
Molecule: messenger RNA, 1920 nt
Organism: Lodderomyces theae
Lineage: Eukaryota; Fungi; Ascomycota; Pichiomycetes; Serinales; Debaryomycetaceae
Exons: 1
Coding region: 1-1920 (639 amino acids)
Biological process (GO): regulation of DNA-templated transcription
Molecular function (GO): DNA binding
Source: RefSeq, a predicted model, not a curated record